Messenger RNA from Xenopus tropicalis (tropical clawed frog), 859 nucleotides. RefSeq names its product cytochrome c oxidase subunit IV isoform 1 (gene cox4i1). NCBI's taxonomy places the organism in Eukaryota, Metazoa, Chordata, Amphibia, Anura, Pipidae. The transcript is spliced from 5 exons. Gene Ontology annotation, biological process: oxidative phosphorylation; mitochondrial electron transport, cytochrome c to oxygen. Gene Ontology annotation, cellular component: mitochondrial inner membrane; respiratory chain complex IV. The record is from RefSeq and is a predicted model, not a curated record. The coding region runs from base 200 to 709 and encodes 169 amino acids.
GGACAAUAUAACUAGCGAAGCUUUUUUUUUUUCUUUCAGGAAUACACGGGAGGAGGGGACGAUUUUCAUUGGGUACUCCGAGCCUUUCCCGCGAUGCAUUGCGACAGAGGGCGGUGUAUCCCUUCACAUCCUGUGCUCUAGCCGCUGGCUUCCGGUGUCCUCUCUGCUCUUCCUUGCCGAAGUGACUGCUCGAGGGAGGAUGCUGUCUUCACGAGUACUCAGCUUGGUUGGGAGAAGAGCACUGUCUACAUCAGCAUGCCUGCAGGGACAUGCUGCUGUUGUCAAACCAGAGACUUACAGCCUUCCUGUCUACGUUGAUCGGCGUAAUGUGCCACUGCCUGAUAUUGCUUUCGUAGAAACUCUUUCUUCUGAGCAGAAAGCUCUGAAAGAAAAGGAAAAGGGAACAUGGGCAUCAUUGAGCGCUAAAGAGAAGCUGGAGUUGUACCGCAUAAAAUUCCAAGAGAGCUAUUCUGAAAUGAACCAGGGAUCCAGUGAGUGGAAGACCAUUCUUGGUGGCACUCUCUUCUUCAUUGGUUUUACUGCAUUCGUCAUUCUCUGGCAGAGAAAGUAUGUUUAUGGAGAUGUUCCUCACACCUUUUCUGAUGACUGGGUGGCUAAGCAGGCCAAAAGAAUGCUGGAUAUGAGAAUCAACCCAAUUCAGGGGUUCUCUUCUAAGUGGGACUAUGACAAGAAUGAAUGGAAGAAAUAAUCCUGCUCUUCUGAGAAGCUUCAUAUUUGCAACCAAAACAUGUUUGUCUAAAACCUUACAAUGGUCCAAUCCAGACACAAUACCUCAUUACUUAUUUACUGGAAUAUAUUCAUCCUUCUUGUGCUACCAAUAAAGUGCUGGUUUACUUGA